Messenger RNA from Canariomyces notabilis, 1587 nucleotides. RefSeq lists its product as uncharacterized. The record is from RefSeq and is a predicted model, not a curated record. The transcript has 2 exons. Bases 165 to 1400 code for a protein of 411 amino acids. Lineage: Eukaryota; Fungi; Ascomycota; Sordariomycetes; Sordariales; Chaetomiaceae.
ACUUUCGAACCCAGCAUCCCCCGGGAACCGCAUACGACAAGGUGUUUCACGACCGAGCACGUUUCUUGCGAGCCCGUUGGCUAGCGGAGAGGAGGGGAGAGUGGAGGGCCCAGUCCAGGUUCCUUACUGAUUCUGAGGUCGAGUCCGCCUGCCUUUCUCCGCGCAUGCAAAUAUAUUGCGCUCGUUCCCCGGCGCCCCAGCAGUACGAAGAUGGCCAGCUUGUCCGCCCAAUGCCUCUGGGAGCUGUUCUCCUUACAGCUUUUGACGUCUUCUCUCCGCUUCAACAGCGCGGUCACCCCGCUUGGAGCGCGAUGGCAAUCUGCCUCGACAACCAGAUCUUUUACGAGCCUGCGAGCCGUGGUCCUCGGGUUCGAGAAGGGGGCCGCUCUGCAGCGAUCUUUGGUGUUCCUUUGCACCCGCCGCUGCCGCAGGAUACGCACGAUCCUCAAGGCGGUAGCGUUGGGGGGUCGCAGGCUGAUGCCAUCCUGAUCCUAAGCGAUGACGAGUUUAAUGAUUUCCAUGGCCAACCCGACACAUCUUUUGAGUGGCUUGACGGGCUUCUCCCAGAUGCGCGCAACAAGGGUGAAUCCGGCCGUGUUACUAGUACAGGCAAAGGUGUCGACGCUGCUUCCGACGAUAACAACACGCCGGAGCCCUUGGUUACCAGCAUUGCCGGCCUAGGCAAUGAAUCGCAUGCCUCGCCUAUGGAGCUGGCAUCCCUGGCAUCCCACCAUGCGCUCCCGUGUGGACCAGAGUCGUCCUGUCGUCGGGGUGACGGAUGUGACAGGCACCCGCACUUGUCUGUAUUUUACCGUCGGCGUCGAAAUGCCGAGUCCUCUCAGGCCACGGUAGACGACGAGGGUAUUGAGGGUGACGAGCCUGAGCCGGCCGAUGCUGGACUGCCCCUGCAGCUGCAGCCGCCCGACAACCAACUCGAAGUGGACCACCAUCCUACCAAUGGGAUGCGUCCUGCCACGCCGCCGCAAGUGGUGGAAAGCCGGGCACACACACCCACACUGCCGGACGACGAAAGCACCAGCGAGCUCGAACCGGCGGAUGCCGAGCCACGCCUUCAGCCCCAGAGCCCAAGCGGUGCCGCCUCCGGUCGUGGGGUUGAUCCACAACAAAGGUCCGGUAGCUGCGGCCUCUCUCAACAUCGUGAUCACCGUGAUCACCGUGAUGACAACGAUCAAGCGAAUGACCCAGAACAACAUCACCUCUCGCUCCGGACGAUAGAGGAGAUAAAAACGAUGAAGAGGGCCCACCCACGCUGCCGGACGACGAAGGGAAUAACGACUGUGAGCUGGUCGAUGCCGGCCCACCCAUGCAGCCGCCCAUGCAGCCACCCGCCAGCCGAGAUCAGGCCAGCCCGCAGCCCACUACCAGCCACUGUGACGUAACGGCUGGUGGAAUGGCCUCGCAGCGCGGCCUCGGCCGCCGCCGACACCAUGAUGCCGACGAGGAGGACUACCGUCCUAGUGUGUGCAGCGACGCUGAACACAGCGAGGAUGAUGUUGUCCAGCCGCCGCGGCGCAAACGCCGUAGGGUGAACAGUAUGAGCAUUGCAACCGGCGGAACAGCAUCUCA